Molecule: messenger RNA, 903 nt
Organism: Penicillium verhagenii
Lineage: Eukaryota; Fungi; Ascomycota; Eurotiomycetes; Eurotiales; Aspergillaceae
Exons: 3
Coding region: 1-903 (300 amino acids)
Source: RefSeq, a predicted model, not a curated record
AUGGCUCCUACCGAUUCCAAGGCCGACCCGGCAAUUGUCGAAGUUAAUGUCGAUGAGCUUCGCAAUUCUAAAGAUGCGAUGCUCAUGCGGUUGAUGGCCCUCCAAAGUUACAUUGCCGACUUGAGCAAAGCCUACUUGGAACAUGCCAACAGCGUCAUCAGCGGUGGCCCCGCCACCAUUGACAUCCCCGAUGUCCCCACUGGUUUGAAGCUCGGCGAGUUUGAGCGCCCCAGCAGCCCCAGCACCAAGCUUGAGCCCACCAAGAAGCGCAAGCGUGCGCCCGCAGACCCUAACGCUCCCAAGCGUGCUCUUACUCCCUAUUUCCUGUACAUGCAGAGCAACCGCCCCAAGAUUGCUGCCGAUCUUGGUGAGACUGCCAAGCCCAAGGAUGUCGCUGACGAGGGUACCCGUCGUUGGCAAGAGAUGCCUGCUCCCCAGAAGGAUGUCUGGAAGGAGCUUUACCUCAUGAACUAUGAGAAGUACAAGGCUGAUAUGGCUGCGUACAAGGCCGGCAAAUUGGCCGACGAGGAUCAUGAACAAGACCCUGCUGCUACCCAGCUGCAGGCUGACUUUGCCGAUGCUCCCAAGGAAGCCUCUGACAACGACUCUUCAUCUGAUGAGGAAGAGGAGGAUAAGGCGGCAUCUGACUCUGACGAGUCCCGCGAAUCUUCUCCCUCUCCCGUUCAGCCUCCUCCUAAGGAGAAGACCCCUCGCAGCACUAAGCGCCAACGUGUCAGUGAUUCCAAGAAGGAAGUUCCCGAGUCCGCUGUCAAGCAGACUUCGCCUGUUAAGAGAAAUGCUCGUCGGGGUAAGGCGGCAGAGCUCGCGGCUAAAGAGACACCCGCCGCCGCUGAAGCUAAGACUCCCAAGAGCAAGGGCAAGAAGCGCAAGAGCGAUGUUUAA